Messenger RNA from Brienomyrus brachyistius, 2143 nucleotides. It is a transcript of the gene ttc23, whose product is annotated as tetratricopeptide repeat domain 23. The transcript is spliced from 11 exons. Gene Ontology annotation, molecular function: protein binding. Lineage: Eukaryota; Metazoa; Chordata; Actinopteri; Osteoglossiformes; Mormyridae. The record is from RefSeq and is a predicted model, not a curated record. Bases 200 to 1597 code for a protein of 465 amino acids.
UAGCGUUUGUAGACUGGCGCCGGCGUCUUGUUUGUUACGUUUGGAAGUGAGACAAAAACAGAUGCUCUUCUGUCAUUAACUGAAGUUUGGUUAUUUCCUUUUGUCAGACAGCUCCAGUGUUGCUUAAGUAUAAUGGAAACGGAUGAUUUGGUUUUCUGUGCUACGCAUCCUUACUGAAAGGAUCCUUACUUAUUGAAAGAUGAACGCUGUCGUCGGGUCAACAAAAUAUUUUAAUAGUGUUUCGGUCGAAUGUGCAAAAUCAAGUUCUGGCCGUGGUUCUGAAUGCCCCACGUUAUGGUAUGAGAAAGGACAGGGGGCCCAGAGCCCCAACAGAGGCGCUGAGAGUACAGCAGACAUCAGGAUUGGUCCUGAAGAGAAGCUGUUCCAAUGGCAGACUGAAGCACAAGCCCUGGAAGACAGUCAGCAGAUUGAUGCAUGUGUCCAGGCCCAGGUGCGCUGUGUAGCCCUAGCGAGGCUGGUAUAUGGAGACAGCCAUCUAAAAUUGGCUCAGGCCCAUGCCAGACUGGCUCAGUGUUACCUGCAGUUGAAAGGCUGGCCACAGCAGGCGCAGGAACACACUGCGAAGGCCAGGGCUAUCAUCCUGUCCUGUUCCCCUGAAGCAGCAGGCGAGGAGAAGGCAGAGGUGCAGGAAUGUUAUUUUACUGUAUAUUACACUCAGGGAAAAUCAGCCCUCCUUCUAGGCAAGCUGGAGGAGGCUGAGGUUAAUUUGGAAAAAGCCGACUUGCUUUUCGGAGAGCUCCAGCAGGUGGAAGGCAAGAGGAAGCAAACAGAGUUUGACAUCGCCUCAACCUUAUCCAGAUUAUACCGGCGUCAGGGCUGCCCGGAUAGGGCUCUCUGCCAGUGUGAGCGAGCACUGAAGCUUACCGAGGGACCCCACGCAGCCUGUGCUGUCUACAAGGACAUGGCAGCCAUAGAGGAAGAACAGGGCCAGCCCAACGCAGCAGUACAGUACCUAUUAAAGGCGUACUCCCUGGUCCAGGAGGUGGUCCCAGGUGGACUGGAGGAGGCAGACAUAUGUUACAGUCUAGCUGUGGCCUACUCUAAAUCCCAGGACCCCAAGGGCCUUGACAGUGCUGCCUCAUUCUUCCAGCAGAGUCUGAGUAUCUACAGCAGGUGUCUAAGGCCAGGGGACCCCCUGACGCUCUCAGUGCAGGACAAGUACUGUCGGGUCCUCCUCCUCAGCGGCCAACAGGAGAAGGCUAUGAAAAUCCUGAAGGAGUCCAUGUCCCUGAAGAAGAGCACAUUUGGGGACCUGAGUGCCGAGGUGGCUGACAGUCUGCAGCUGAUUGGUGGAGUGCAGAUGACACAAGGGGAAAUGAUGCAGGCCUACAGAACUAUGAGCAAGUGUCUGGAGGUUCAGAGCCUGUUGUAUGGUGCCCAGCACAGAAAGACUCGAGUCAUACAGCAAACUGUAGACCUGCUGUCCAAGGCUCCAGAAGUGGCCGGCAGACAUCAUAAGGCAGAGAGAAUGAAACACAGACCACCUUUCUGUGCUGUGGUACCUUCUCACCUUGUUCCAGCAGGAGCAGCUCUCAGUCCAUCUGACUCUGAGCAUCUUAAAAAAACAUUUAACUAAUGCCAAGGUUUCUCAAUGAUAAGUUCAAAAGGAGAGGAGGAGUGAUUGACUUUAACAUGUUUUGCUUAUGAUUCAAACUAACAGUGCUAUCCAUUUAAUAUUAUCUAAUUAAACUGGUUAGCAACAAUAAAUUGAAGACAGUUAGGAUUUGGUGAUGUUACAGGGAAAAUGACCAUGUGUUUAUGUAAGAGAACAGGUUUCAGACAGUUCUGAAGAUCUGCCGUAGUGUAAUAAACACCUGUAACCACUGUGCACUUCUUGAAUAUCACAGACCCAAACACCAUAACACUGUAAGAUAUAUUUUAUUCGUAGGACUGAUCAAUGCUCGAAGAAUGUAUAUUAUGUGGGGGGAAAAGAUUCCUUAUCCUUAAUUAGCCAACAAUGUGUGGCAUUUCCUUAGCACGUCAGGUUUUAGAAGCAUGUUAAAGGGCAUGUACAUCUAGCCUGCUCAUUCAAGCCAAGCUGUUACCAAUAACACUGUUACUUCAAUCACUAGAGGUUUUGAGAUGUAUCAUUAAUGUUAGAAUAAAAUAACAUUAAAAGAAA